CUAAGAGAACAUGGGAUGUGCUGAGACUGAUGAGUCUAAUGGAAAAGACAGACAAGUGAACGUCUGUAACAUAAUGCACACAUGACUGGAGGACGCACAAGCUACCUGGAGGAGACUGGAUUACCUAACUUAGGCCUGCGGCCUGUUUUCCCUGAUGAUGGAGGAGGACUGAAUCCCAAUGAGUGUGAAAAUGUGUCAAGAAAUGAAAUGUCAGAAGAACUUGAAAUGGAUACGGUGGAUUCUUUGAUAGAUAUGCCAUUUGCUACUGUAGAUAUUAAAGAUGCUUGUGGAAUCAUUGAUGUACCUCAAAUAAAGUUGAAGAGAAAUAAAGAAAAUGAAUGUAUCAAGAGUGAUCAAAUGAAGAAGAGGAAAAAAAAGCAGAAAGAUUAUCAACCCAACUAUUUCCUAUCCAUUCCCAUCACCAACAAAGAGAUUAUAAAAGGAAUUAAGAUUCUUCAAAAUGAGAUAAUACAGCAAGAUAAGCGACUGGCCAAAGCCAUGGUCAGUGAUGGUUCUUUUCACGUUACCCUAUUAUUGAUGCAAUUAUUAAAUGAAGAUGAAAUAAACAUUGGUAUUGAUGCUCUCUUGGAAUUAAAACCACUCAUAGAAGAAAUCCUCCAAGGAAAAUAUUUGCCUUUGACUUUUCAAGGGAUUGGAACUUUUGGUGACCAGGUUGGAUUUGUGAAGCUGGCAGAAGGAGAUCACAUAAAUCUACUUUUAGAGAUAGCAGAGACUGCAAAAAGGACAUUUCAAGAAAAAGGUGUCAUGGUAGGAGAAAGCCAAAGUUUUAAGCCUCACUUGACCUUUAUGAAAUUGUCAAAGUCACCAUGGCUCCGUAAGAAUGGAGUGAAAAAAAUAGAACCUGAAUUGUAUGAAAAAUUUAUCAGUCAUAAAUUUGGAGAAGAAAUGUUAUAUCGUAUAGAUCUUUGCUCCAUGCUGAAGAAAAAACAGAGUAAUGGCUAUUAUCACUGUGAGUCUUCAAUUAUGAUUGGCAAGAAACCUAUUGAAAUCCAAGACUUAAUUAACGAAGCUUUGUAUCGAGAAAGAAUGAAAUUGAAGUCCAAAGUGAAACAGAUAAAGGAACUUUUAUUAAAGCCGGAGACUCAGGCUAAAAUUAGGAGGGAGCUUUUUGAAGAAAGACUUAUUCACAAUAAUCAAGGAAAUGAUGUUGAUUUCAGCAUGACUUUGACGUAAGCACUGUGUGAUAAAAUAGUUUAUGAUAUAUUUUCAGAUUACUAAAUAGCUCUUUGGUGAAUGCCAAAGAACUGUUCUGGUAGUGUAUGCACAACAGCAAACCAAUACUUGGUAAGGAAUUAACAAUUUCUUGCCAAACAAUACUGACUUUGUCCCCCCCCCCUUUUUUUUUUUAGCUAAACUUGUGUUUUAAAAUGUUUUUUUCUGUAAUGUUAUUUCAUAGAGAUUACUUCUUAAUUAGCUGUUGUGAGAUGUUCCUCGGGUCCUUGCAGGUAAAAACAGACUGUGAAAAAUUAUUUACAGACAAACAACAACAAUACAACUCGAAACCAACACUGCUUUAGGGUCCCCUGCCCUCUCUUAACCUGAUUGCUGUUGUUAAAUCAAGAUAAGCAUUGUCUCCAUGUUUAUAUAUCUAGUGUAACUUUUAAGGAGAAUUUGAAUGUUUAUUAAACAUUAGUACUUGAAAGAAGAUUUAUAAAUGUAAUAAUUGCAAUUACUGAUUAAGUGUGUUUUAUAAUAUCCAUAUGUGUUAUUUUUCACUGAUCAAAAUGAAGUUUGCUUUUUCAUUUCUUCAAGAAUGAAUGUUUUGGACUUUUUUUUUAUACUUCUUUGAGGUUAAGGCCCAGGUCUUACCAUAUCCCUGGUAAUCCGAAUUUGUUUGCACUGAUUCAUUUUUAAAGAGCGUUCUUGAAAAAUGUUCUCCUAUAAUGGUGGUUAUUGGUAAUGGCUUUUUCAAGUCAUUGUGAAAUUGCUGCUACUAAUAAAUCAUGACAGAAGGGGAAAUGACUGGACAUCAAAUAUGUAAUCACUUCAAAUAUAGACUCCACUUUGCUCAUGGAUUUUUAGCUAUUUUUUCACAGGG
This is a messenger RNA of Lepus europaeus (European hare), 2059 nucleotides long. RefSeq names its product A-kinase anchoring protein 7 (gene AKAP7). NCBI's taxonomy places the organism in Eukaryota, Metazoa, Chordata, Mammalia, Lagomorpha, Leporidae. The transcript is spliced from 9 exons. The record is from RefSeq and is a predicted model, not a curated record. Gene Ontology annotation, molecular function: protein kinase A regulatory subunit binding. Gene Ontology annotation, cellular component: cytosol. Bases 82 to 1194 code for a protein of 370 amino acids.